AUUUUAGGAGUAAAUUAGGGCCUUAUAUAAACAUGGGUGCUGUGGAUGCUCAAGUAAGGCUGGAAUUGCAAAAAGAAUUUGAUGAAAUUCAAAAAGUCCAGAAGGAAAUUCAAAAAUCAGCAGAACUGCAGAAAAAGCUUGAUUCUCAAUUAAACCAGAAUACUGUUGUGAAAGAUGAAUUGGAAUUCUUGGAGCCGGAAUCGAAUGUCUACAAGCUGACUGGUCCUGUUCUUGUCAAGCAAGAUUUAGGUGAAGCUAAAGGCACUGUGUCGAAACGUAUUGAAUAUAUAAGCGCUGAAAUAAAGCGUCAGGAAACUUUAGUUGCAGACCUUGAAAAGCAGUUAAACAAACAUAAAGAAAGUGUUUCAAAAAUUCAAGCAAAAGCAACUGCAGUUGCUCAUUGAAUAAUGUGUUAUAUUGUUUCUUUUGUGUCAACUUAGAAACUUGUGUUUAUGUAUUGCAUGCACAAUCUGGGUAUAUGUAGAUGCUGAUAUAAAAGUGAUCAGUUUGAAAGUUUUACAAGUUGGAAGCUUAAGAGCAUUGUAAUAUUACUUUUGUAAAUUUAAUGUAUUUUUGUAUUAGUUUAUUCGGAUCUUCAGUUACAUAUAUUUAUUUUAAAAGCUAGUUCUUUAAAUCUGUUUAACUCGCUAAAAAAAUCAAAUUUCAAGUUUAUUGUUUUUAAGUACAUUAACCAUACAUGCAAUAUGCUAUGUUCAGUUCUGUAGUAUAUACCAUUAGGGAAGAUGAGACACCUUUAGCACAUAAUAUUCAAAUAUCCUGAUCGUGUUUUAAACAAUUAACAAUGGUCUGUGGGAGCGUUGGAAAACCGUUUUACAAAUCUUUGUUUACUACCAAAUGGGACGAGAAAAUAAAAUAAAAAGGUGUCCCAUCUUCUCCCACCGUACCUCAUACAAUUUAAACUAAUUUAAGUAUUAACGAAAUUACAGACACCAUGAUUAUGUGGUGUUGUCGUGUAUAAUAGAGAAACAGAAUUCUGUGUAA
Ciona intestinalis (vase tunicate) is the source of this 1002-nucleotide messenger RNA. RefSeq lists its product as uncharacterized. NCBI's taxonomy places the organism in Eukaryota, Metazoa, Chordata, Ascidiacea, Phlebobranchia, Cionidae. Gene Ontology annotation, cellular component: cytoplasm; prefoldin complex. Gene Ontology annotation, biological process: protein folding; chaperone-mediated protein complex assembly. Gene Ontology annotation, molecular function: protein-folding chaperone binding. The record is from RefSeq and is a predicted model, not a curated record.